AUGUACGACAUCGUCCUCCUCGGAGCAACGGGCUAUACCGGCUCCCUUUGCGCCACAUUCAUCGUGGAAAACUUCCCAUCCACCUUGAAAUGGUGUAUCGCUGGUAGAUCAGCUACUCGUCUGGAGAAGCUAGUCAAGGACCUAACGGCUCAGAGCCCCGACAGACUACAGCCUGCAAUUGAGACUGUUGAGAUCAACACAACCAGCCUUGAGCCGCUUGUCAAAAGCGCUAAAGUGAUCAUCAAUGGUAUAGGGCCUUACCAUAAGUUGUCGACGCCAGUUGUGGACGUGUGUGCCCGGGUAGGGACGCACUAUGUUGAUUUCACCACGGAGACACUAUGGAUCAGAGACAUGAUUGAAAAAUAUCACAAAUUAGCACAGGACAGUGGAGCUAUAAUAAUCCCCGGCAUAUCUCCGUCUGGUGUCUCAGAUAUUCUUGCAUGGCUACUUGUGAAGAAAAUCCGAGAGACUUUUGGUCAGAAUGUAUCCGAGAUCGUCUGCUCGGGUAAACUGGACAUCAAAGCCAUGACGGGCGGUUCUCUCACGACUGUUCUAGAUGUCUUUUCAACUUACGGAACCAGCUGGUUCCUCUGCCCCUCUCCUUCAAUUUUGUCUCCAAAACCUCAGGUUUCCCCGAGAACUAUUCCAAAGGAACCACUGGUCACUCGUCUGUUCGGGUAUCGCCAUUCACCGGAGCUUGGCCAUUUGACGACUUCAUUCAACGGCUCUGGAAACGAAGCCAUCGUCUAUCGCAGCGCCAGCCAAAAUCCUAAUCUCUAUGGGGCAAGUUUUCAAUUCAAGGAGUAUUUGCCAGCUCCUGGAGUAUUCGGUGCCAUUCUUAUCCAUUUCCUAACGAAACUACUUGUUGUCUUCUUGUCAAUCAGCCCUAUCCGUGCUCUCAUCAAAGCCCUGAUUGCUGGGAAAAUGGAUCUCAAUCCCGAUAUUACCCAACUACGCAGCAAAGAAAGCGUCGAAUUCCACGCCGUCGGCAAAGUUCAGGAUUCUUCGGACUUUCGCGCCUGGGCAUCGUUUACGCGCAAGGGUGCGUUGUACGAGUUUGCGGCGCUGAUGAGCUGCGUUGGAGCGGGUGUUUUACUGGAAAAACAUUCUAAGAGUGGAAAGUCUGAGGAGAAGAACGAUAGGUUGAAGGGUGUUGUUACUCCGUCUGCGUUGGGGAUGAAGUUUGUUGAGAGAGUGAGGGAUGCAGGCAUUGAGGUCAAUGUAGGUUUGUUGGAUCGGUGA
Messenger RNA from Aspergillus steynii IBT 23096, 1242 nucleotides. RefSeq lists its product as uncharacterized. Gene Ontology annotation, biological process: glycolipid biosynthetic process. The record is from RefSeq and is a predicted model, not a curated record. Bases 1 to 1242 code for a protein of 413 amino acids. The transcript is spliced from 5 exons. Gene Ontology annotation, cellular component: plasma membrane; lipid droplet; mitochondrion. Lineage: Eukaryota; Fungi; Ascomycota; Eurotiomycetes; Eurotiales; Aspergillaceae.